This is a messenger RNA of Cyanidioschyzon merolae strain 10D, 1416 nucleotides long. RefSeq names its product chloroplast signal recognition particle receptor FtsY. Bases 1 to 1416 code for a protein of 471 amino acids. Gene Ontology annotation, biological process: SRP-dependent cotranslational protein targeting to membrane. Gene Ontology annotation, molecular function: GTPase activity; GTP binding; ATP hydrolysis activity. NCBI's taxonomy places the organism in Eukaryota, Rhodophyta, Bangiophyceae, Cyanidiales, Cyanidiaceae. Gene Ontology annotation, cellular component: membrane. The record is from RefSeq and is a predicted model, not a curated record. The transcript has a single exon.
AUGCCAGUGCUGCGACGACCAACCGUUCGUGAGCCGGUAUUGCACACGGAUGUUACCGCGUGUGUGCAGGUCGACGAACAUCGUGCUCGCACUCGCACUGCACCGUUCGCAAUGGUGGUGAAGGGCCCGCACCGCCCAAGUGGCACUGAGCGUCCGAUGCAAGCGUUUUCCUUCCAUGUACCUCGAAACUUGCACGGACUGUCGUUUCGAAGCGACUGGCGAGUCGCGCGUUACUUGAAGGUCUGCAGGCGCAGCACAAGCCCGGGUUUCCAGGGCCCCCUUGGUGUCCGUGCCGGAGUCUUCGACUUUCUUCGCAAUUUUGGCGAGCAAGCACGACAGGAACAACAGGCUCUGGUCGAUGCAGUGAAACAAGGCAAGUUUAUGGACUACGUUCGAGACAAGGCAGUCCGAGACGCUGCGCAAGUGAGCGCGUUUCGGGAGGGGCUCACCAAGACGCGUGAGCGACUCAGCCGCGAAAUCGAGACCAUAGUCGAACGCAACAUGGGGCGUUUGGACCAGGUUGACCAGGCUAUGCAGGAUAUCGAAAAUGCACUUCUGGGAGCUGACCUCGGCGUCUCCGUCGUCGAUCGCUUGAUGGAGAACUUGCGAAAGGACAUUGCAGAGCAAAGGCUGCGGAGCGGUGCAGAGGUCAGGGCCUCGCUCGCCGCGUCACUGCUCGCGCUACUGACGCGCGCCCAGACUGACGCGCAGAAACGUAUACAAUCACAACGAUUGGCUGCGCAGCAACACAGCGGCUCUCCCCAGUGCGAGGUGCUGAUGCUUGUAGGCACGAACGGCCAUGGAAAAACGACAUCCGCUGCGAAGCUGGCCUAUCGACUGCGGACACAGGACAAGAAAAAAGUGUUACUCGUUGCAGCGGACACUUUCCGAGCAGCGGCGGUGCAGCAGCUGGCAGAAUGGGCUCAGCGAGCCGGAGUCGAUAUCGCGAUGCCGCUCGAGAAUCAGAAGAGCGCCGCAUCGGUAGCCUACGAUGCCCUGAAACGGGCUGUUGAUGAACGCUAUGACGUUGCAAUCAUUGACACCAGCGGUCGUCUCCAUACGAAUGAGAACCUCAUGGAGGAAAUGAAGAAAUUACGCCGUGUCGUGGAGCGUCAGAUCCAAGGCCCCCUGGCUGAAUGCCUGCUGGUACUCGACGCUCCAUCUGGGCGCAACGCUGUGGCAGCUGCGCGGCAGUGGCUUCGCGAUGUCCAGGUUACUGGCCUUGUUCUGACCAAACUGGACGGAACCGCACGAGCGGGCUUCCUUGUCAGCGUGGUGGAAGAACUCGGCAUUCCGGUGAAGUUUGUGGGUGUUGGCGAGAAGCUCAACGAUCUGCGCGACUUUGACCCCGUUGCGUAUGUUGAUGGGCUCCUGCUGAGCGACACGCCUGCCGCGGCACGCAGGGCGGCGCCCUGA